UAAUGCCAACCUCGAAAGCCACGCCCCCUGAUAGUCUCUAUAAAUGCUCGAUUAACAAAAUUAGUCCUCGAUUAGACGACAUGUACUCACCACAAGAGGCGGCUGAGCUUAAAAAACGGAAUUAUCGCAGCAUCAGGGAGAUGAUCCGAAUCGCCUACACGGUGGGCUUUAAUCUCAUGGAUCCCUCUCGCUGUGGUCAGGUAUUCAGAAUCUGGACUAUUGUUCUCAGCCUGAGUAGCCUGGCUUCGCUUUACGGCCACUGGCAGAUGUUGGCUAGGAAUAUUCAUGACAUACCGCGCAUCGUCGAGACAGUUAGCACUGCCUUCCAGUUUCUCUCUUCAAUAGCGAAGAUGUGGUAUUUUCUAUUCGCCCAUCGUCAGAUUUACGAUCUAUUGAGAAGAGCUCGCUGCCAUGAUUUGCUGCAAAAGUGCGAACUCUUUGAAAGGAUGUCAGAUCUACCUGUGAUUAAGACAAUCCGAGAGAAGGUGGAGUCCACAAUGGAUCGAUACUGGGCCAACACUCGUAGGCAACUACUUGUCUACUUGUAUUGCUGCAUUUGCAUUACCACAAACUAUUUUAUCAACUCCCUGGCCACCACUCUCUAUCGACACUUCACACGCCCCAAAGGUUCCUACGAAAUUGUGUUACCUCUGCCAUCACUCUAUCCAGGAUGGGCAGAAAAAGGUUUAGAGUUCCCCUAUUACUAUAUACAAAUGUAUCUGGAGACCUGCUCUCUUUAUAUCUGCGGCAUGAGUGCCAUCAGUUUUGAUGGAGUUUUCAUUGUUUUAUGCCUGCAUAGUGUGGGACUAAUCAAAUCACUCAAUCAGAUGAUUGACUAUUCCACAUCCGAGUUGGUACCACCAGAACGCAGAGUGGAAUAUCUUAGAUGGUGCAUCUAUCAGUACCAACGGGUUGCAAACUUUGCAGAAGAGAUCAACGAUUGUUUUCGGCAAGUCACCUUCUCGCAGUUCCUGCUCAGCCUUUUUGGCUUCGGAUUGGCUCUAUUCCAGAUGAGCGUGGGAUUUGGCAGCAACAGCAGCAUUAUUUUGUUCCGGAUGACCUUGUACCUGAUUGCAGGCGGCUACCAGAUAGUCGUGUACUGCUACAAUGGCCAGCGAUUUACGACGGCUAGCGAGCAGAUUGGCAGGGCCUUCUACGAGGUGCAAUGGUACGGGGAAUCCCGGGAGUUCCGCCAGCUCAUCCGCAUGGUGCUGAUGCGCACGAACCGGGGCUUCAGGCUGGACGUGUCCUGGUUCAUGCAAAUGUCCCUGCCCACUCUGAUGGCGAUGGUCCGGACAAGUGGACAGUACUUCCUGCUGCUGCAGAAUGUCAACCAGAAAUAGGGCUCAAAGCUGAAUAAAAUAACAGUCCGUGCAGUGGCAAAAAAUGAGUAU
Drosophila gunungcola (fruit fly) is the source of this 1394-nucleotide messenger RNA. RefSeq names its product odorant receptor 63a (gene Or63a). Gene Ontology annotation, cellular component: plasma membrane. The transcript is spliced from 10 exons. The record is from RefSeq and is a predicted model, not a curated record. Gene Ontology annotation, biological process: sensory perception of smell; detection of chemical stimulus involved in sensory perception of smell. Lineage: Eukaryota; Metazoa; Arthropoda; Insecta; Diptera; Drosophilidae. Gene Ontology annotation, molecular function: odorant binding; olfactory receptor activity. The coding region runs from base 3 to 1343 and encodes 446 amino acids.